GUGUAUUAAGCCGAGGCCGCUUGCGGCCGAGGCAGUUCAUUAUUUGACACCAGUGUAGUGUUGAUAUGCUAUUAAUUAUAACGGUGAGAGGCCGCUUACGGCCAAGGCAGUACAUUAUUUGAAACCAGUGUUGUGAUUAUAUGGUAUUAACUAUAGCGCCUCGCCCGCCAGCGACCUCGGCUUAAUAGUAUGACAUCGUGUAUUAAACAGAGGCAGUACGUUAUUCGACACCAGUGUUGUGUUGAUAUGGUAUUAUCUGUAGCGCCUCGCCCGCAAGAGUGUAUUAAGCCGAGACCGUUUGCAGCCGAACCAGUACGUUAUUUGACACCAGUGUAGUGUUGAUAUGGUAUUCCUGUAUUACAGUGGCCUUGACUUAAUACACAAUUCAAGAUAAAGACUACAACGAGCUCAGAUGGGACCUGCAUUUUUAGUCAAGGACUGCUUGCUUUUCAACUUAAUAAUCAAAAACUAUGAAUUUCCAAAGAUAUGGAAAUUAAGCAAGAUUUCCCCCGUUUACAAGAAGGGGGAUAAGUGCUGUGUAGCGAAUUAUCGACCAAUAGCCAUCAUCAAUAACUUUGCAAAGCUGAAUGUCAGAAUGGUUUAUAGAGGUAAAUCUGCUACCAUUAACUUAUUAAGUUUUGUUCAAUAUGUAUCUGCCGCAUUAAACUCUCGCGGACAACUUGAUGUAGUUUAUACUGAUUUCUUACGGGCAUUUGACUGUUUGAUCUUUCCUUUACGUCUUAUGUGUCUGAUCGUAGACAGUACGUUGAACUGAGUGGUGUUAAAUCUAGGUAUAUAAAUCUUACUAGUGGCGUAACUCAUGGUUCCAUUCUUGGCCCUCUACUAUUUAAUGUCUUUGUGAACGAUUUGCCAGCGUGCUUCACUACGCAGAUGAUCUUAAACUAUUUAUUGGUUUGUUAUGGUAUUUUUUAUGGUGUACUGACAACAGAAUGAUCCUAAAUACAUCCAAGUAUCAGGUGAUAGCAUAGCCAGAAAAGGAACAUUGUGUACUUUGAGUAUAGGGUUGGGACGAAUCAUCUAUCGCGCAUUUCUACUGUGAAGGACCUUGGGAUAUGGUUUGAUGGAUCUUUGACUUUUACCGAACAUAUUAACAAAGUGUCGGGUAGUGUCCUUAAAACAUUCGACCUGUAUUAUUUUUCAAGAUGUAAUUUUCUGUUUUAUGUUACAUUGGUUCUGUUUUUGUACUGCUCUUUCUGACAUCUUAUAUGUGUCCAUUACUUUAAUUUUUCUGCGUACAUUUUACUUUCAAAACUUUAGGCUCAACUAAUUUGGGAACAAUGUAUUUCCGUUUGGAUAAUAAAGAUUAUUAUUAUUAUAAAACUGUUGGUAAAACAAAUGAUUUAAGAAUCAUAUCAACCUAAAAAAGUUUUUUCUCUCUUUAUAGUCAUUCUUUCAUUAUUGAAAACCGUGAUCAUUAGCAACGUGUGCUGUCAGUAAAACUUGUAGUAACUGGAUCUUCGUCCCUCCACAUUUCCCAAUACUAUCAAUAUCUCCAUAUUAUUAUCAUCUCUUCAUAUAAUGUCUGCAAAAAAUGUCACGGAAUUCGUAAUACCACAUUUCAAACACAUCAAUCCUCUUUUUGUCCGCUGCUUUAAUUGUCCAUGUUUCAGCCCCAUAUCGCAAGAUGGAGAAGAUCAGUAAUUAAACAAGCCCUAUUUUAGUACUUUUUGUAAUAGAGCGGUCUUUCCAGAUCUUACAAUUAGAUAGUCUACUCAUUGCACUUUUAGCCAGUCCUAUUCUUUCUAAUAUCAGCGUUAAUCUUAAGACCACAUUUUUUACUCUCAGUUUAGAAGAUUCACCAUUUCCUCUUCUAAUGCAGCUAUCAAAGUUGUAUCAUCAAUUUUCGUUUUCUUGGUUUUCCAUUACUCAAAGACAUGUUGCACGAUGUUAUUUACAACUGCCGUGAUCUCAUAGUCUCUUAGAAAUGAUGAGGAGAGUUAACACCGUUGAUUUCAAUGUUUGGUAAUUCACCCAAAACCUACCGGGAACAGUAGUUAGCUUGAUUCAAUGAUAUCCUCCCCUUUGAUGCUUUUUUUUAAUGAUUAACUCUUAUUUUGAGUUCAUUAGAGGUAUAGAGGAGAUCGGAAAUGUUUGGAGUCAUGGAGUAGCUUUAUAUAAUGUUCAAAGAAUGGCUAAAUUUGUGUUAUUUCCUUCAAUUGUCGCGUACGUUUUUCUAGAAAACCAUCUUAUUACUCAACAAUAAGAAAAAUUAAGUUAUACUUACCUCCAACUUUAAAAAUUAAAAAAUUACCUCUAAAAAGUUCAUCAAAUCCGUUUCUAUGGUAACUUCAAAACAGAAUGUCUUAUUGACAUUGACCAUUUUAUCUUUUAACAUUUUUAGCAAUUUAAAAAGUUUUAUAUAAUAUAUAAAUGGGAGAUCCUCUUCCAAGAUUCGAUAAAUGUGGAAGAAGACUUAUCCCGGAACUACCAUGGUUGCCAUACGCCGGAAGAUAUGGAGAACCGCAACCAACUUACCUCGUUGGAAGAGCCCACGACAGCAUGAAAUUUCCAGAAUUAUUCGCGAAAAAAUCAUGGACAAAAUCUCUUCCUUACAAAGACACUUAUGAGUAUUACAAACCAAACGAAACAAUGGGUGCAUCUUACACACCAUGUGCAAUGGUUUUAAAAACUCAUUUUUUACCACCAUAUAAGAAAAAAGCACAUGCAAACCCACUUGGGGCUGAUGGAAAAUUACAACAUCCACCACCAAUGACUAAAGAAGAACAAGAUCGGAUUAAAAAGGAAGAAGAAGCAGCAUUAAAACGAAAAACCGUUAAAGUACCCGGAAUUGUGGACGUUAGAGAUCUUUUAAAUGGAACAUAUUGGGAAGACAAACGUAUGAAAGAGGAAAAAAUGGCCAAAAGGAAACUAAAACGACUCGCUAAACAACAAUCACAAGAAAAACCGAAAACUGUUGAACCUGAAAAUUGGGAAAAAUUUCAAGCUGAUCUUCCGUUUCAUCCCGACGAUCAAAAACGAGAUAUGUUACGAAGGAAUGCUAAGGAAAUGAUUAAACCGGUUCGGGUGGAAGAUAUUUAUAGGAUUAAUUAUUAUUUAACUGAUGGUUUUGAUGAUAAACACAUCGCGGAAUAUCCCAUACACUACUUUGUAAAAGCAAAGGCAACAAUUCCAGAUAAAUACAAAAAAUUAAAAAUGUAUGAAUUAAUUGAUGAUCUUUUUAAAGAAGAAGUAAAUAUUUUAUACAACAAAUACAUGCGAGUUGCUACUUUUAAAUACAUUUUGCAAGAUUUCAACGAAGCCAGGCGAUUAAAAAUCGAAUCUUUUCCUCAUUCUUAUCCAACAUUCACAAUUCGAGCUCCUGUACCGUGGCACACACCAAUGCUUUACAGCCGGGAGGGAUUGUUUCGACAUUUAUUCAUUGGAUGUGAGGCUAUAAUCAAAAUUAGGGAUUUAUGGGAAAGAAAAUACACCAACAUGUGCAUUUUGGAUGUUGCAGAUCUUGAAGAAGACCAAGAAUUUCCUCUUCAUAUGGAAAGUUUUGAAGAGACUCUAAUUGCACUUUGUAAUAAAACCCGAAAUGUACUCACCAACGUUUGGUUAAAAGAAUGCGCCGAUAUCUUCUGUGAUUUGAGACCGACAUGGGAACAUUUCAUUCCAAGGCAAAAAGGGGAUAAUAUGGAUGUUAUUGAGAUGUUUUUUAAUUGCGUGAAUACAUUGAUGUCGUUGCAAGUAAGAGGAAUGGUGAUGAAAAGUUUGAAUCAUUUUAUGGAGUUGCUUAUUAAAUACAAGGAUGGAAAUAACUACGAAGGCGAAUACGUUGAUUUAGCCGUACUAAACAUCCCACUUCUAAAACUAAUUGCAGUUCCAACGCCCAAUUCAACAAAAAUAACGGUUCAACCGCCGAUUGCAGCAGCUGAAGAUAUUUUGAUAAAUUCCUUAAAAAAAAUUCUUGAAGUAAACUACAAUUUACCAAGAUUAGAAAACAUAAUGUUCCCGGCUUACGUGAAAAAUGAAACUUACCUAAUAGCGGUUAAAGACGAUGAAGUUGUCAUAAUGGAUCUUUUCGAUGAAAUAAGAAACAUUUACGCCGCGAAUAUUUUGGGCCCCGAUAAAUAUUUAGAAAUGUACGCUCAGUACGAUUUUUUGUUAACCGGAGAGGCCGAUAAACAAUGUAAAGAUUUUAUGAAAUCUGAUCCGCCCCCGUUAAUGAAAGACAUCAUAAAACGAAUUGCGUAUUAUGACGACUUGAAAGAUGAAUUGAUUAUGUUGCGUCGAUCGAUUCCUUUGGGUUUGGUUAGUUUAGAAUUGUCCGAUUUAAACGAUUAUUUAAUUCAAAUCGUUAGCGACAUGAGAUUAUACAUUGUUAAUAUUUUUGUUACUGCAAAUUAUAAAAACAACAGAGCAAUAUGUAACACUUUCGAUGAAAUGUCUUUAAAAAUGAACGAACUCCCAGAAACCGUCCAAGAACUCGUAGCGCUACAAAACUAUGUCGUUGAAAGCAGAGAUGUAACUCUUUAUAAAUUGAAAGAAAAUAUUAGAGAGACGGGAGAAAAUCUUCUAUUUCUUAUGGAUUAUGCUAUCUUAACAAGUGAUGAUAUAAAUUUAAAUAGCCGCGUUUUUCUUUGGCCAAAAGAUAUGGAAAAUGUAAUCGAAAUGGCACUCCAACGUUUAACAAUAAAAAGGGACCAAGCAGAAGCUGAAUUACGCAAUAAACGAAUGAUAUUCGACGCAACACUAUUAAAACACGAAAAAUUAUUAAAAAUGUUCCAAAAAAAAGAUCCAACCGUUUUAUCCCCAGAAGAAAUUGCAGAUAACGUCGACUUGGUUGAAACAAUCGUUGCGCGUUUAAUGGAAGAUAAAGCGGAGGCGCUCGAAAUUAACGAAGAAGAACAAUUAUUAGAUUUCGAUCCAUCCCCGUUUAUGAAUUUACAAGAAAUGAUAGCAACCAUCGAGCCAUUUGAUCGUUUGUGGCAUACCGUUGCUAGUUUCCAUGAUAACUACGACAUUUGGUUUUAUGGGCCGUUCAAAGAGUUGGACGCAGAUCAAAUUAAAGAUGAUGUUGAAAAUAUGUGGAGAACCCUUUAUAAAUUAUCCAAAACGUUUCAUAAUAACCCCGGGGCGAAAAGAAUCGCUGAUUUGGCGAGGGCAAAAGUUGAGAAAUUUAGGCAGUUUGUUCCCGUUUUACAAACUGUUUGUAAUAAAGGGUUGCAAGAUAGACAUUGGAAGGAGAUUUCAAAAAUUGUUGGUAUUGACUUAAAAGUAUCCGACCAGUCGACGUUAAAUGAUAUGAUUGAAGCCGGCUUGGUUAAAUUUAUCCCGAAAUUAGAAGAAUUAAGCGCCGCUGCAACGAAAGAGUAUGCCUUAGAAAAAGGCAUGGCGAAGAUGAAGGAGGAUUGGGCCGAUGUUACUUUCGAAUUGGUGCCGUAUAGAGAUACUGGUGUUUGUAUUUUAACGGCUUUAGACGACAUCCAAGUGAUGUUAGAUGAUAAUAUUCUCAAGGCACAAACGAUGAGGGGAUCUCCAUAUGUUAAAGCUUUCGAGAAGGAGGUGCAACUUUGGGAAGAAAAAUUAGUCUCAAUGCAAGACAUCAUAGAAGCUUGGUUAUUGUGUCAAUCAACAUGGAUGUAUUUAGAACCAAUUUUUAGUUCUGAAGACAUAAUGAGGCAGAUGCCAACGGAAGCAAGAAAUUUCAAACAAGUCGAUAAAACUUGGAGGCACAUCAUGGCAAACACAAUGUUGGACAUACACGUUUUAGCAGCGACUGAUUACCCGAAUAUGUUGCAACAAUUGAGAGACUGCAAUAAUCUUUUGGACCAAGUUCAAAAAGGACUAAAUAAUUACCUCGAGAAGAAACGGCUUUAUUUCCCAAGAUUCUUCUUUUUAUCCAACGACGAACUCCUGGAAAUUCUCUCGGAAACGAAAGAUCCUUUAAGAGUACAACCUCAUUUGAAAAAAUGUUUCGAAGGCAUUUACCUAUUAAAGUUUACUCCACAAGAAGAAGUUAUAGGAAUGAUAUCUGCUGAUAAUGAGGUUGUUAAUUUAAGUUCGAAAAUUGUCCCGGCAGAAUCUAAAGGUAUGGUUGAAAAAUGGCUACUUCAAGUUCAACUAAUAAUGCUUCAAUCAAUGAAAGACAUAAUGAAUUUUGCGGUGAAAGCUUUUACUCCACAAUCGCGAAAAGAAUGGAUACUAAGCUGGCCUGGACAAAUUAUCCAAGCUUGCGAUUGCAUAAUAUGGACCACAGACGUUACGGAAGCGAUAACAAACAACACUUUGGAUAAUCAAGUAGCGCUUUGUACCGAACAAAUAAAAAUUUGCGUCGAAAUGGUUCAAGGAAAAUUAGAGCCGAGCACCCAAAUCACAAUUGAAGCUCUAAUUGUAAUUGACGUACAUGCUCGCGAUAUCGUUAAACAAUUAAAUAUGGCAAAAGUUCAAUCGAUAGCCGAUUUCGCAUGGAUUUCCCAAAUGAGAUUUUAUUGGCAGACUAAUUACGUUGGUGUUUGUAUGAUAACUACGGAAGUCGCUUAUGGAUUUGAAUAUUUGGGAAAUCUUGGAAGAUUAGUUGCUACACCUUUAACAGAUCGAUGUUUCAGAACUUUAAUGGGUGCAUUCAAAUUAAAUUUGGGUGGUGCCCCAGAAGGACCAGCUGGAACCGGAAAAACAGAAUCCUGCAAAGAUUUGGCAAAAGCGGUUGCAAAAAAAUGCGUUGUCUUUAAUUGUUCGGAUGGUUUGGAUUACAAAGCUUUAGGAAAGUUCUUUAAAGGAUUAGCCCAAUCGGGUGCUUGGGCAUGUUUCGACGAGUUUAAUCGCAUAGAAUUAGAAGUUUUAUCAGUCGUAGCGCAACAAAUCUUAACGAUUCAAAUGGCUGUUGCCGCGAAAUUAGAGAAAUUUGUGUUUGAAGGAACCGAAUUGGUUCUUGACCCGACUUGUACUUGUUUUAUCACGAUGAAUCCCGGAUAUGCUGGAAGACAAGAACUUCCGGAUAAUUUAAAGGUUCUAUUUCGAACUGUUGCUAUGAUGGUGCCUGAUUACGCGAUGAUUGGAGAAAUUUCCUUGUAUUCUUAUGGUUUUACGUAUGCCGCAAGUUUAGCGCAAAAAAUAGUUCAUACUUACAAAUUAUGUUCGGAACAACUCUCAUCGCAAAAUCAUUACGAUUACGGAAUGAGAGCCGUUAAAUCGGUUUUAUUGGCCGCGGGGGCUUUAAAACGGGCUUACUCUAAAUUCGAAGAAGCUCCGUUGGUACUACGGGCGAUUAUUGAUGUAAAUUUACCUAAAUUUUUAGGUCAAGAUCUUCCUUUGUUUGCCGGAAUUUACUCUGACUUAUUUCCUGGUGUUGAAGUACCAAAGUUUGAUCGAACUGAAUUGAUUGAUUGUUUAAUUGAAGAAUUAGUUAAAAGAAAUUUACAACCAACUCCAUGGUAUGUUGGAAAAGUUAUGCAAGUUUAUGAGAUGAUUUUAGUAAGACAUGGAUUGAUGAUUGUUGGUAAUCACAUGGCUGGAAAAACUCAAGGUUAUCAAUCGUUAGGGGAAGCUUUAGGAAAAUUAGCAGCCGACAGAACGGCUACUUUAAAAGAAGUUCGAGUUGUAUAUCGAAUAAUCAAUCCGAAAGCGAUUUCAAUGGGGAAAUUAUACGGCCAAUUUGAUCCUGCUUCUCACGAGUGGUCCGACGGGGUUUUAGCCACCACAUUCCGCGAGUAUGCAAAUUCACAGACGAUGGAUAGAAAAUGGAUAUUAUUUGAUGGACCAGUUGAUGCAGUUUGGAUCGAAAAUAUGAACACUGUUUUAGAUGAUAACAAAAAAUUAUGCUUAAUGUCCGGCGAAAUUAUCCAAAUGUCGAAUAAGAUGAAUUUAAUUUUUGAACCGGAAGAUUUAGAAUUUGCAUCUCCUGCGACCGUUUCACGAUGCGGUAUGAUUUAUUUAGAAUCGCACCUAUUGGGUUGGCAGCCUUUUAUGACGUCUUAUCUAAACACCUUAAGUAAAACUUUAUUGGCUGAACAAUUAGAACUUUUAGAAGAAUGUUUAUUAUGGUUGGUACCCCCACUAUUAGAUUGCUUCCGAUUAGAAUGCAAAAUUUACGUACACACAUCCGAAAUCCAUCUAUUUUUCUCAUUCACGCGAUUAUUAUCCGGCAUGUUGGUGCAAGAAACUCAAGUGAGUACAAUUUGGCUUCAAUGCGCGAUGCUUUUCGCUUUAACCUGGGGUUUAGCAUCAACGUUAAGCUUGGACGGUCGAAAAACUUUCGAUGUAUUUUUUCGUAAAUUAACCUUAGGCGAAAACAAAGCUUACCCAAAACCAAAAUCAUUUAAAUUAACCAAAAACCAAUUACAUCCCGAACGAGGAUUGAUAUUCGAUUACGUUUAUGAUAAACGUAAUAAUGGAACUUGGGUCGUUUGGGCGGAUACUUUAGACCAAAAACAAGUUAUACCACCAACGGCCAAUGUCAACGAAGUAAUCGUACAAACGAACGAUUCAAUUUGUCAAAAAUUCUUUUUGAACCUUUGCCUAAAAAAUGCUAUCCCUGCGUUAUUCGUUGGACCGACCGGAACGGGAAAAUCGGCGAUCGUUUUGGAUCACAUGGUUAAUUUACCCAAAGAAAAAUAUCUAGCCAAUGUUGUCAAUUUUAGUGCUAGAACCACUUCAACGAUGACUCAAGAAAUUAUUAUGUCCAAAUUGGAUAAGCGAAGAAGAGGUGUUUUUGGACCGUCAAUGGGGAAACUAUGUGUUCUUUUUGUCGACGAUGUUGGAAUGCCUCAAAAAGAACAAUAUGGUGCUCAACCACCCAUUGAAUUAUUGAGGCAAUGGAUAGAUCACGGGCAUUGGUUCGAUAAAGAUACGUCGAUGUUGUUUUUAAUAGAUAUG
Onthophagus taurus is the source of this 8838-nucleotide messenger RNA. Lineage: Eukaryota; Metazoa; Arthropoda; Insecta; Coleoptera; Scarabaeidae. The record is from RefSeq and is a predicted model, not a curated record.